ACACACCCCUCCCUUCAUCCUGUUUCAGUCCCCCUCACUGCCGGACGGUCAGUCUCCGGUCUCUCUAUCUCUCUCUCUGUGUGUGGAACCGGCGGUCAGGGUCUCUGCCAGCAUGAAGUGUCCGAUCCUCGCUCUGCUCCUAACACUUCUACAGAUGUCUCGACCUGGGGUGUCUCAACCCAUUAUAACUCAGGACCCGGGCUCUGUGACUGGCACAGAGGAGGGAGAGGUCACUGUACCCUGCAGUGUGACAGGGGCUCCUCCAGGACCAGUGAGAUGGUACAGGGACACUGGCAGCGGCAGACAGUAUCUCUACUCUACAUCCCCCCCUCCGCCCAAUGAGAGAAACGACCCCCGUGUGUCUCAAGUACAUCAAAACCACGAGACAGAUCUCUCCAUUCGAAUUGUGAACCUGAACCUACGUGACUCAGGAAUGUAUUACUGUGAGAAAUACGGAGGGAUUGAUGUGACCCUCAUUGCUAGAGGCUCAGGGAGCAGGCUGAGUGUGCAAGCUCUGCCUCCACUCAUUAUAACUCAGGACCCAGACCCUGUGACUGGCACAGAGGAGGGUGAGGUCACUUUACUCUGCACCCUGUCCAGAGUGGGUCCUGCAGGACCAGUGAGAUGGUACAGGGACACUGGCAGCGGCAGACAGUAUCUCUACUCUACAGACCCCCCUCCGCCCAAUGAGAGAAACGACCGCCGUGUGUCCAGAGUAUAUCCAGACUACCCCACAGAUUCAUCCAUUCGAAUUGUGAGGCUGACUGUGAAUGACUCAGGAAUGUAUUACUGUGAGAAAUACAGAGGGAUUGUUGUGACCCUCAUUGCUAGAGGCUCAGGGAGCAGGCUGAGUGUGCGAGAGAAAUUUCGUCCCCCUGUCAUUGAGGGUCCGCAGGGGAGAGUUUUAGCCGGGAAUGCCGUGGCGUUAACCUGCCGGUCGAACGGACCUCCGGGAACGAAAUUCACCUGGAAGAAAAACAACAGAACCGUCCCUGGAGAACAGAGCAACACCUCCUCACUGCAGACUGCUAAAGAAGACAUCAGAUCCACUGUUACCUGCGAGACUACAGACCCCAGAACACAGCAAACACUGUCGUCUGAACCCUACAGCCUGGGAGCAAGCAUCACUGUUAAACCCGACGUCUCCAUCGAAGCGAAUCCAGAGAGAGUGAAAGUGAACGAGUCCGUCUCCCUCACCUGCCGUGCGCGUGGCUUCUACCCAGAGAGGGUCAGUGUGUCCUGGGUCCAGCAGGGCGGCGCUGUGGAGCUUGCUGCAGAGAGGGGAGAGAAUGCGGAGAAUGAGGACGGGACCUUCAGUAGGAAUAGUGUGCUGAAUGUCACUGUCACUCAGGAGCUGAGUGGAGCCACAGUGAGCUGCCGGGUUCAGAUAGAAGGACUGGCAGAGCCUGUUCAGAAGGAACACACCCUGGUAGUGAUUGAUCCCAAACCUGAUCAAGGCUCUGGCCCUGGCUCUGACCUUGUGAUACCCGUAGCCGUUGCUGGAGUCGUUGUUCUCAUCGUGCUGCUGCUCGCUGUUGGACUCUACUGUCGAUUCCGCACAGGGAAGAAAAAAGCAGAGAUCAUGAGGACUCCAGUGUCGAGCACUGAAACACAUGACAAGGAGCUGACGUACGCCAGCCUGGAUUUACAGAAGAAGGCUAAUCGGCGCUCUAUGAUGAUCGCCGAGUCGGAGGUCUGCGCGUACGCCGAGAUCAAGGGGGCAAAGGUCAGGGGGGCGAAGGUCAGGGGGGCGAAGGCCAGCGAUGACCUCACGUACGCCAGCCUGGACGAGGCAAACCUGAAGAGGAAGACGAAGGAGCCAGGGGGAGGAGGAAGAGGAGGGGAGCCCCCGGGGAAAGAGACAGAGUACGCCUCUGUGAACUUCAGGAAAAAUUGAACAGAAACUCACCAGGAGAUUUCAAACCCGCUGCCAGCCUCUCACACACACAGACACACACACACUGAGAUACACAUACACACUGAGACACACACACACACACAGACACACACACACACACACACACUGAGACACACACACACACACACACACGUUUGCAUUUCUGUAUUUGUAUUUUCUUCUGAUUGACUCUCAUUAUAUUUUUAUUUACUAUUUCUAACUCCAGUCACACAAAACUCCACACAGGAUGAAAGUCAAAUACAAAGAGGAAAGCUGCCUGCCAGUAGAUUCUCUACGGGUUUUACCCACUCUGUAAUGUAAAUAACUAAAAAGAACCAUUUCCAUCGUUAUUCUUUCACACUUGUGCUGUGCACUGCUUAUUGAAAUUAGUUUUUUCUUUUAGAAAAUGCAUAUUUUUAUAUUUUUGUUUUAGACUUGCGCUUGUUGCUUAUUUAUAUAUAUAAAUAUAUAUAUAAAUUUCUCCCUUGAGAAAGAUAUGUACAACAUAUCGAAACGUUGGGCAGCUGGCUCUUUG
Acipenser ruthenus (sterlet) is the source of this 2432-nucleotide messenger RNA. RefSeq names its product tyrosine-protein phosphatase non-receptor type substrate 1-like. Gene Ontology annotation, cellular component: plasma membrane. The transcript is spliced from 9 exons. The record is from RefSeq and is a predicted model, not a curated record. Lineage: Eukaryota; Metazoa; Chordata; Actinopteri; Acipenseriformes; Acipenseridae. Bases 113 to 1897 code for a protein of 594 amino acids.